Molecule: messenger RNA, 2061 nt
Organism: Coregonus clupeaformis (lake whitefish)
Lineage: Eukaryota; Metazoa; Chordata; Actinopteri; Salmoniformes; Salmonidae
Product: N-acetyltransferase 14
Exons: 3
Coding region: 1103-1945 (280 amino acids)
Molecular function (GO): N-acetyltransferase activity
Source: RefSeq, a predicted model, not a curated record
GCUUCGGCUGGGUUGAACGAGAAGAUUCGACGUUUAUUUAGACAUUACGCAUGAAUAACCCUUCUGCACUCACCAUAUAAGGAUUUAAAACAUAUUUAUUUAUUCAAAACAUGGCCAUUGGUUUAAAACAGGCUUCAAAUAUAUGAAUACUGUGUGUUCUGAUUUGCCUUUUAAUUUUCAUAUUACUGAUUUCCAAACUACGUUUAUUUUACAUAGAAGCCCAACAUUGUUCUAAAUGAGCCUCGUUGUUUGUUGUUGAUAAGCCUUGUAGAAGCAGUGUGCCCAUGCAAUAGACAAAUCCCUCCCCGACCCCCUCAAGUAAUCCCCCAUUUAGUUUGAUUUUGGGAGGAAACGCCACUGCACUCACAACUGACACAUUGUAUCAACCUGCGCCAAUGUGAUGCAUCAGUUGUUACAUUGUAGUAACAAAUGUUAUGCUGUUAAUUUGUUGCACAAUGUAGCUACAUACUGUAUCCUGGCAUACAUAGUGUCUGAUAAGGGGAUAUCAUAGGGGUCUGCCCCCUGACUAUAAUUUCAUGUGUUUUCAAUGUGUAUCUGUCAGGGUUGGGCUAAAUUGGAAUUGAAGGCAGUCAAUUCAGGAAAUCAACAAAAAUGACAAUCCAAUAAUUGAAAAAAAUUGCAUUUAUUUUCAAUAACUUCUCAAUAAACUGAAAAGUAGAAGCUAUUUAUUUCAAACGUUUUUAAACAUAAAUUAAACUGAAUUGACUGGCUUCAAUUCGAAUUGAACCCAACCCUGGUAUCUAUGUAGGCUAUAUAUACAGUGUUACAGGGAUGGAUUGUUUUCCCCCUGAGUCAUGGCAUCAAUCCCAAAAUAGCCUGGACCAAAUAUAACACACCACAUUCCCAUAAUCUUGAAACCGAUUUUAUACCAUUUAGCUACUAUGGUAACCACAAUGUAAAUAUGCACAAUUUAACCACAAGGUGUAUCUGUACAAAGCAAUGUAUUAUUUGACCAUGAGAUAUUUCCUAUAUUUGCAGACCGGUGUGUGAUGUGUGUAUGAGGUGUGUGUUGCAGCGUGUGUUGGUGUGUGAGGGGUGUGUGUGUGUUGCUGUGUGUGUGCGGUAUGUGUGAGGUCCAGACAUGGUAAAGCUGGAGCUAGAUCAGGUGGUAAUGAGGAGGAUGAGGGAGGAUGACAUCGAGACUGUCAAAGCUAUCAUCAAGGAGGGUUGUCAGGGCACAGAAAACCGUCUGAUCCUCCACAUCCUGACUCGUCCUGUCUGCCUCCUACUCCUGGCUACCGUCUCUUCUGUCCUCCGCUGCUUCCUUCACUCCUUCAUCCUGGCCCUCAUCAUUCCUGUCUUCCUGCUCAUCGUCUACCUCAAGUUCACCAUGCCACGCUCCACAGGGGUGCUGGGUACCAGCCGGCCCUACUGGGACUAUGUGGGGAGCAGUUACCGAGGGGCGCAGGACGAGACCCUCGUCAACCCCUAUAGCAGGAUCAGUGGGAAACCCCCGCCGGCAAAAGGCAAGGCCAGACGGAGGACCAAACCCAAGGCAGAGGACAAGGACAAAGACUUGUCUCCUGAGAUCGUAGACGUGGAGAGGGAGAAGGCAGCAGGGCAGGUGUGGGUGGCGGACUGUGAGGGGGAGAUCGUGGGCUGUGUGUCCAGGGAGGGUGACUGUCGUCUGGGGAUGAGGAGGUUCUGCAGGGUGGUGGUGGGGUGCUGGUACCGCCGGGAGGGCCUGGGCAGACUGCUGGUCCAGAGUCUGGAACAGAGGGAGAGACAGACGGGGGCCAGGAGGGUCUACGCCCACGUCCCCUACCCCUCUGCAGUAGGAGAGGCCUUCUUCAGGAAGCUGGGCUACCGGCUGCAGGGGGAGGUGGGCUACGACGGGGAGGAAGAGGAGGAGGAUGAAGAGCAGCCGGAGAGGACAUUUCUGGGCUUCCAUGUCACCAAGGUGUUUGUCAAAGACCUCAAAUGAUGGAGGAGACACAACGAAGGGAAUGUGGAAAAUACCAAAGGGAAAAAGAGGAGGAGGAGGAGGAGGAGAGAUACUGUUAUUUUACUGCUUUUAUUUUUUACUUAUCUAUUGUUUAC